Messenger RNA from Penicillium mononematosum, 195 nucleotides. RefSeq lists its product as uncharacterized. The transcript is spliced from 2 exons. Lineage: Eukaryota; Fungi; Ascomycota; Eurotiomycetes; Eurotiales; Aspergillaceae. Bases 1 to 195 code for a protein of 64 amino acids. The record is from RefSeq and is a predicted model, not a curated record.
AUGACCAGAAGCACAACUACGUGGUCAGAAUUUCCUGUUGUCGGUCGUCAGGCAGCUCCGGAGCAGCCGUUCGGGUUGCUGGUGUGGAUGCUCCGGAAGGCAGCGGCCAUCUCCCAGGCCCACUUAAAGGAGACCUCGGCAGAAACCUACAGUGGGGUGGGUUCCGAAGAGAUGAACAUUGAUCUCAUCCUUUGA